AUGUAUCGUGUGAGCAGGGAUUCGAGUUGUUUCAGUAACGAUGAUCCUGCCGAUGUAAAUCCCAGGUUUUCCGGCGCUCUGGAACUAUUCGGUACGAGUGAUGCCAUCAAUCGAGCCAACGUCAUUUUCAGAGAUCGCUGUGUGGCCGGGAGCUGUGUUCAUGCUCAUAUUCGUUCUGCUUCUUGUGAAUAACAAAGUGAACAUCGAGAAGCAGAAACACAUCCGUCGGAGGUUCCAGAUCGUACGGCCAUCAAGAUUCCCUCCGAAAUAUGUUCCUUCUUUCAGAGUCACAUUCGGAAAUGGCACAUGCAUUCUCAGAUGGUAGACGCACUGAAACGGCUGCAAAAAGAAGAGAUCUACCGGAGAAUCAGCAAUGAGGAGAACUUCGAACAUAGAAGAAAUUUGGAGACGGUAGUUGAAUACAUAAAGGAAGUGGUCAAAGCGAUGAAGAUUGCCAAUGCGAAAAAAACGAGGAGACAAGCGAAGAAAGCGGCGGAGACAAGGCGCCAGUACAAACGGAUUGCGAAGUACCUGGGAGGCCUGCAAACGGGCGGAGUCUUCGGGCGGGAAGACGCCGGAAAUGUGAUGUGGAGUGCGACGGAUCGGGCGAUCAACCACCUGAUGUUCAUCAAAACGAGCAGGGUCCGGAAGCCGCACAGGCCCGAACCUGUUGCCGAUUUGAACUACUUGUACCGAUGA
Messenger RNA from Caenorhabditis sp. 36 PRJEB53466, 699 nucleotides. Lineage: Eukaryota; Metazoa; Nematoda; Chromadorea; Rhabditida; Rhabditidae. The record is from the annotation of a GenBank genome assembly.